Exophiala viscosa is the source of this 2391-nucleotide messenger RNA. Its product is annotated as 1-alkyl-2-acetylglycerophosphocholine esterase. Lineage: Eukaryota; Fungi; Ascomycota; Eurotiomycetes; Chaetothyriales; Herpotrichiellaceae. The coding region runs from base 126 to 2270 and encodes 714 amino acids. The transcript has 4 exons. Gene Ontology annotation, cellular component: Cul4-RING E3 ubiquitin ligase complex. The record is from RefSeq and is a predicted model, not a curated record. Gene Ontology annotation, biological process: proteasome-mediated ubiquitin-dependent protein catabolic process. Gene Ontology annotation, molecular function: protein binding.
CAUUCACUUCGCCUAUCCGCAGCACCUCAUCCUCUCCGCAGACUGCGGCUGACCUUAUUCGACCCUAAUCUAUAUUCAUUUCUCUCUAUCACGACUCCGUACUCUUUUGUAAAGUCCUAAUACUUAUGUCUCAUCCCGAAAAUGACCGCGAAGGCCUAAGCCCUUCGCCGUCGAAUAUUCUCGAUAUCUUUACUGGUGACGAGGACGAGGACGAUGAUAUGGAAAGCUAUCAACCUACCGAAGAACAAAGCACCGGUGCUAGUGGUUUUGGAGAAGAAGAGGAUAGUGACGUGGACUUUGCUGACGCUCAAGAGACAUUGAACGGGAUAGAAAUAGUCCUCGAAGCUGGGGAGGACGAUGAUGAAUACGAGGAUGAAGAAGGCGAACAGACAGAGACAGAAAACGGCGCGGGACGUGCAGAGGGCCGACCUACCCAGGGUUUGUUGACCACAGCCGACAUUCGAGGCCUUCUCCAGGCGAGUGCACCGCUUAGACAGCUUAUCCUCAGCCGAUAUCGGUUCAUCGGUCCGGGCGGUCGUGACCUCUUUGCGGAAGACGAGGACGAGGACGAUGACUUGACCGAUGAUUACGAAAGAUACGGCGGCCUGCAUGGGCGUCGGAGAAGGAGAAGACCAAAGCCCGCGGGCGAUCGAUUUCCAAAAGUACCUAGCGAUAACGGACGGGCAUUGAUGAAUUCGGGAUUGUAUGGCACGCGAGAGGACGAUGUCGACAUACGGCGAAAGAGGAGGCGCACAGUCAGUGAGCGUCUGAUGUGGCGGCGACUGGGCCUCGAUGCACGUUCGAGUAUGCGACGGCAAAAUCGCCUGAUCGCUCAGGAUUCGGUGCCAGCAACCACAAUGGCGGACAAGAUCAUCCAUUACGACAGUCGAGCGUACUCCGGUCAAUUCUCUGACGAUGGCAAUUUCUUCUUCAGCUGUACCCAGAACUUCAAGGUGCGCAUGUACGAUACGAGUAACCCUUACGAGUGGAAGUACUACAAGACAGUCGACUAUCCUUUUGGCCAAUGGACAAUCACCGACGCAACACUCAGCCCCGACAACAGAUACCUUGCUUACUCUUCAAUCCGCCACACGGUCUGCCUCGCUCCUACUGAUCCUACCGACCACUCCGAGCACACCCUGCUCGAUUUUACCAACUUCGCCCCGGGUUCGGGAAUGGGCCGUCCGACCUACGGGUACAUGGGACGACAUGGCUUCGGCAUAUGGUCCCUUCGCUUCAGCGGAGAUGGCCGAGAAAUUGUCGCGGGAACAUCUGACCAUAGUGUGGUCGUCUAUGAUAUCGAGCGACGACAGUCGACUGUCCGCCUGUCCAACCACGAAGACGAUGUGAACGCGGUGUGCUUUGGCGACAAAAUGUCUCCGCAUAUUUUGUACUCGGGCUCGGACGAUCAGACACUGCGAGUAUGGGACAGACGAUCCAUGGCCGAUGGCCGACCUGCUGGCAUCUUCGUCGGACACACCGAAGGUCUCACUUACGUUGACUCUAAGGGCGAUGGUCGGUAUGUCCUCUCAAACGGCAAAGACCAAAUGAUGAAGCUUUGGGAUCUGCGCAAGAUGAUCAGCCCGAACGACUUUGCUCGGAUUGAUAUGCACGCCUACACGACCAACUUUGACUACCGGUUCAGCCCCUACGACGAGGAUGACUACGUGCCUAACCCGAAGGAUUGCAGCGUCGUCACCUUCCGCGGACACAGCGUGCUCAAGACGCUGAUCCGAUGCCACUUCUCGCCCCCUGGCUCGAGUAAUUCGCGGUACGUUUACAGUGGUAGCGAAGACGGAAAAGUGUAUAUCUGGAACAUGGAUGGCACGAGGAAGGAGACAAUUGAUGUCUUUGAAGCUACCAAAUUCUCAAGACCAAGGACUGACGGCAGCGACGGGUAUGGGUAUGAACUACAUGGUCACCAUAAUAGUGUGUGGAAGACCUGUGUGCGAGACGCGAGUUGGAGUCCGACGGCGCCCGUCAUGGCUGCCACGUCUUGGAACGGUUGGGGGAUGGCGACGGGCACAGUGUCGCUGCAUAGCUGGAACGACGGUGCCGAGGACGACGAAGCUCUUCCAGCCAUGUCGUCGAAUUACAAUGCUCGACUGGAUAUGCGUGAGGAUUUUAACCUCGCGCAGCGCCGGUCUCGCGCUGCUGCAGAGACCAAGUCGCGCAGCAGAGCCGAGGGACGUGGAUUGCGGAGUAGUGUCGUGCGGCCGCAGCGGCUGGGCGUUGAUGAAGACGCCGAUGCCAGCAGCGGUACCUGGUGACAAUCAUUGAAUGGGGUGGGUGAGGUGGUGCGGAGGAUGGGCAGGCGCUUGAGUUUAAGGAGAAGUGCAUGGCCAGACGCUGGUGCUACUUCGCCUUGAGAUGCACAGUCUCAGCUGGCUG